AUGAUUAUCUUGACACGAUCAAGGAGUACGACCUCAAAGGGAAGGUCGUGGCCGUUUUUGGUUGCGGUGACUCCCAGAGCUACGCAGACAACUUCUGUGAUGGCAUUGAGGAGCUUCACAACGCUUUCCAAGCUGCCGGUGCCAAGAUGGUGGGCUACGUGGAUGAAUCUGGCUACUCUUACGAAGAGUCCAAGAGC
Symbiodinium necroappetens is the source of this 197-nucleotide messenger RNA. The record is from the annotation of a GenBank genome assembly. Lineage: Eukaryota; Dinophyceae; Suessiales; Symbiodiniaceae.